UUUGAGAGGGUGUCACUAGUAUAAGGAAUUUCCUGUCUCAGCUUCAAAAGUCGAAAUGAGUUCUUUCGAUGAAUUUGUGUGUUUAGAUGAUUUUGAAAAAUAUGCCCUCAAAGUUUUAAGCAAAAAAGUUGCAGAUUAUUAUGCAAGUGGAGCAAAUCAUCAACAAACGCUAUGUGAAAACUGUGCGGCAUUUUCCAGGUUGCGAUUUAGGCCAAGAUGUUUAAACAAUGUAUCCAUCAGAAAUCCGAGAACUGAAGUCUUAGGAAAACCCGUUUCUUUUCCAGUCGGCAUUGCUCCAUCAGCAAUGCAAAGAAUGGCUCAUCCAGAAGGUGAAAUCGCGACUGUUAAAGGAGCGGCAUCAGAGGCAGUGAUCAUGAUUCUUAGUACUUUAUCCACAACCUCCCUAGAAGAUGUAGCAGAAGCUGCUCCUUCAUCCAAUCGAUGGUUUCAGUUGUAUAUUUAUAAAGACAGAAAUACCACAAAAAACCUUGUAGCCCGAGCAGAAAAAGCUGGAUACUCUGCGUUAGUUUUAACGGUUGACACUCCUGUUUUUGGUAACCGCUUAGCAGACACCAGAAAUAGAUUUUCUCUUCCUCCUCAUUUACGGCUUGCAAAUUUUGAUUACGCUGAUAUCAAAUGCUCAAUACCUGCAACAGCGACAGAUGAUUCGAAUUUGAAUAAAUAUGUCAAU
This is a messenger RNA of Stegodyphus dumicola, 691 nucleotides long. RefSeq names its product 2-Hydroxyacid oxidase 1-like. Gene Ontology annotation, biological process: fatty acid alpha-oxidation. Gene Ontology annotation, molecular function: FMN binding; (S)-2-hydroxy-acid oxidase activity. The record is from RefSeq and is a predicted model, not a curated record. Gene Ontology annotation, cellular component: peroxisomal matrix. Lineage: Eukaryota; Metazoa; Arthropoda; Arachnida; Araneae; Eresidae.